Molecule: messenger RNA, 2849 nt
Organism: Syngnathoides biaculeatus (alligator pipefish)
Lineage: Eukaryota; Metazoa; Chordata; Actinopteri; Syngnathiformes; Syngnathidae
Product: serine/threonine-protein kinase 4-like
Exons: 11
Coding region: 118-1578 (486 amino acids)
Biological process (GO): protein phosphorylation; intracellular signal transduction; protein tetramerization
Cellular component (GO): cytoplasm
Molecular function (GO): protein serine/threonine kinase activity; ATP binding
Source: RefSeq, a predicted model, not a curated record
UAGCGCGCUAGCUGUUAGCCACCGAGCGGCCGGGAACUGCCGGACGCUUUGGCCGUUGUGAACGUCUUCGACCGGCGGGCGGGCGGGGGUGGGUUGGGGGGAGACGCAGCGCCGAGCAUGGAGAACAAAGACAAAGUCCAAAUGCGGAACCAUCCUCGCAGGCAUAUGAAGAAGCUGAGCGAGGACAGCCUGACCAAGCAGCCCGAGGAAGUCUUCGACGUGCUGGAGAAGUUGGGCGAAGGGUCGUACGGCUGCGUGUUCAAGGCUCACUACCGCGAGACGGGCGAGAUCGUGGCCAUCAAGCAGGUUCCCGUCGAGUCGGACCUGCAGGAAAUCAUCAAGGAGAUCUCCAUCAUGCAGCAAUGCAACAGUCCACAUGUGGUGCGCUACUACGGCAGCUACUUCAAGAACAGCGACCUGUGGAUUGUCAUGGAGUACUGCGGGGCGGGAUCCGUCUCCGACAUCAUUCGCAUACGCGGCAAAACGCUGUCCGAGGAGGAGAUCGCCAGCAUCCUUCAGUCGACGCUGAAGGGCUUGGAGUAUCUUCACUUCAUGAGGAAAAUCCACCGCGACAUCAAGGCGGGCAACAUCCUUCUCAACACGGAGGGUCAGGCCAAGCUGGCCGACUUCGGCGUCGCCGGUCAGCUGACGGACACCAUGGCCAAGAGGAACACCGUGAUCGGGACGCCCUUCUGGAUGGCGCCCGAGGUGAUCCAGGAGAUCGGUUACAACUGCGUGGCGGACAUCUGGUCGCUGGGCAUCACCGCCAUCGAGAUGGCGGAGGGGAAGCCGCCCUACGCCGACAUCCACCCCAUGAGGGCCAUCUUCAUGAUCCCUACCAACCCCCCGCCGACGUUCCGCAACCCGGACGUGUGGUCGCCCCAUUUCCGGGACUUUGUGAGCCAAUGUCUGGUGAAGAACCCGGAGAACCGGGCCACCGCCACGCAACUGCUGCAGCACGCUUUCAUCAAGGCGGCCAAGCCCAGCGGCAUCCUGAGGGCGCUCAUCAGCGACGCCAUGGACAUUAAAGCCAAGCGGCGGGAGGCGGCGGCGGCGGCGGCGCACGCGGACGACAACGAAAACGACGACGACAAUUCCGAAGAGGACGAGGUGGACCAGGGGACCAUGGUGAGAGCCGCCCCGGGCGACAACGUCACCAUGCGCGCCGGCGACGAGGCGGGCACCUUGCGCUCGCAGUUGGGGACCAUGGUCAUCAACUCGGACGACGACGACAGUGACGACGACGCGGGCACCAUGAAAAGGACGGACGAGAAUUCGCCGCCGUCCAAGCCGUCCUUCCUGGAAUACUUUGAGCAGAAGGAGAAGGAGGCCGGCGGUCAAAAUGGAGGAGCGGAGGAGCGCAAAGCGCUGGCGGAAGGAGAUCUGGACCUGGGGGGGGACGUGUGGCGAUGUUCGCAGGCCGGCUCGUGGUCGGUGGAGGAUCUGCGCGUGCGUCUGGCCGCGUUGGACCCGCAGAUGGAACAAGAAAUGGAGGAAAUCCGCCAGCGCUACCAGGCCAAGAGGAAACCCAUCCUGGACGCCAUCGAGGCCAAGAAGAGACGACAGCACAACUUGUGAAGUGAGGCGCCGAAGCAAAAAAAAAAAAGAAAAAGCGGCAGCUGGACUUUUUGCAAAGGUGCGUUUCAUUCGCGUAGCCAGAGGAGAUGGUCAAAGUCAUAAAUUCAACAGAUUUCAAGCACACGUUCCAGCCACAAAUUUCUAUUUUGUGCAAAAAAUGAUACCUCGUUCGCUGGGCGAUAUAUACGAUUUCAUAGUAUCGUCAUAGACGGACGGGUGCAUCUCAGUGACGCUAGAAUUUCAUCCAUUUCUGCUGUUCAGUCGAGAUUUUAUUUAUGAGAAGCCACCUUUGACGCGCCCCUAGAAACCCAAACGUUACUGAGGAGAGGAAAAGUGCUUUGUUUGUGAAUAAUUUAGCAAUAAAUGAUGUACACUGUUAUCAUUUCUGGAGAUGCACCUGCAGCCUUUGAUAUUUUGGGGCAGGAGGAUUUUGGGAAUUCCCCCCCUGCGGCCCGCAGGGGGCGCGUACUUUUUUUUUUUUGAACUUGUCAUCCGAGAGCUGGAAAUGUCGAGUUGUCUGUGAUUCCCGUUAGCAUUUCUUUUCAUUUGUUGUUGCGGCGGAGAAAGGGAAAUAAUGCGAGUCGAAAGCACUGGAGGCGAAAACGCCGGAAUGUUUUUUUUUUUUUUCUUCUUCUUCUUCUUCUUCUUGUUGUUUACUGUAAGAUGCAAAUGAUCCGGUUUGGGGUUUCAGGGACGCGUUUCAAACUUUAAAGAGGAACUCAAACGAGGUGCGCUCGUUCGUUUCAUUGACAUAAAGAAUCUUUGGCCGGGGGGUGCAAAUUCCAUCAAGUGGAAUCUUUUCAAAUGUUUCCGGAGUUUCCGCGUAAAUGGCCAAGAUGUCCUCCGUCGUCGGGCGAGAUCAUCUCGACUUAUUCGUCGGUUGCGGACUCGAUUGGUUGGCUGUUUGGAGGCUAAGAUUGCAGUCAUUAAGGAAUCAAUUUGAUGAAUUGAUUGGCCGGCGAUUGCUUAGCGUGAAUCGUGAAAUGAACCAAGCACGUAACAAAGUCAGUCAAUGAGCGAGCGAGCGAGCGAGCGAGCGAGCGCAAAGCUUUCCCACCGCGUCGCAAAGUUCUUGCGUAAAAUCCGGAAGAGUUUCCGCAGAGAUCGUACGGCAAAACGAAGCUUUUCGCCAAACAUUCCUUUUUUUUUCUUUUACCGUUUCCUUUCCCGUUGAUGAACGCUUUGUCGCCAAAAACGCUGAUUUGAAAUUAUUGUCGCGUUUCAGAUUUUGAUGUUUGUUGUAUUUAACACAAUAAAGACAAAAAAGCUUU